AUGAGAAAAAUUGGCAGAGAAGAGAUUUCGCAACACCGAAAUAUUAAUGACCUUUGGCUUUUGAUUGACGGAAAAGUUUACGAUGUCAGCAAGUAUAUCAGAAAUCAUCCUGGAGGAGCCAGUAUAAUCAUGAGAAGCGUAAAGAAGAAAUUUGAUUCUACGGAAGAUUUUCACUCGGUUAUUGGUCGAUUUAGAGGUCAUUCAGAAUCGGCGAUAGAAGAACUUGACGACUACUUGAUUGGAGAGCUGUCUGCGUCUGAUUGA
Molecule: messenger RNA, 264 nt
Organism: Oikopleura dioica
Lineage: Eukaryota; Metazoa; Chordata; Appendicularia; Copelata; Oikopleuridae
Source: the annotation of a GenBank genome assembly